UACAUUGGUGGCAGUAAUUUGGGAUAUUUAGAUCUGAUCAGUUCCAUAAUGAAAGAUUAUCAAAGUAUUUGCAUCUAAAACCGUGAGCUUAUAAUCGUGUGCUAGAGAAGGGAUUGGCCCUUGAAGUGCUGAAGUUGUUCUUUCUUUUCAAUUUACAGUUACCAAAUAUUUAGGCUCAUAUCACCACCCCAUCCCCAUAUUAGAUCAGCCAAUGUUUAACAAUAAAAAAGAGAUAAGUUUCAAGGGCGGGCAGUUCCACAAAAGUCCAUUGGAUUGGAAAUAGGAUACAGUGUAUUAUAUAUUAUUUCUCUUUUAUUUUUUUUCGUACUUUUGUUGUUGAUUGGAAGCUAUAUUUUUUCUUUCUUUCUUUAGUUCUACGAAUUUGUAAUGAGAACCAGUUGUGUGGAUUUCUUGCGUAAAGGAGUUGCACCAAACUAUUUUGAAGUUUGAUUCGUACAAUAAGAGGAUAGAAGAGAAUCAAGAGAAGAUUAUGCUUAAUAAGCAGGUGCCCUACUUGGUCGGCAACAUUGUUGAGAAAGACUAUGGUGGAGAAGAAGGGCGAUUCUAAACUUGAAUGCGAGGCAAAAUAAAUUAAACGAGAAGAAGUGUAGAAUCUCGUUCAAGUCAUGAGAAGGCCAUACCAAUUCAAGGAAAUCCAUAUUUUGGAAAUGAAUCCAGAGGACGAGGCUGAGGAAGAUGGUGCGAAUAUUGAUCUUGACUCACAAAGGAAGGGAAAAUGUGUUGUGCUGAAAACAUCUACUCGCCAGACUAUCUUUCUUCCUGUUGUUGGACUUGUCGACCCUGAUAAAUUAAAGCCUGGUGAUUUGGUCGGGGUGAACAAAGAUAGUUACUUGAUCUUGGAUACACUGCCAUCCGAGUAUGAUUCUCAAGUAAAGGCUAUGGAGGUUGAUGAAAAACCAACUGAAGAUUACAAUGACAUUGGAGGACUGGAGAAACAGAUCCAAGAAUUGGUUGAGGCCAUUGUUUUGCCCAUGACACACAAAGAGCGAUUUCAGAAAUUAGGAAUUCGUCCACCAAAGGGAGUGCUCUUGUAUGGACCUCCUGGAACUGGGAAGACUUUAAUGGCUCGUGCUUGUGCAGCACAAACAAAUGCCACUUUUCUUAAGUUGGCAGGCCCAGAACUUGUCCAGAUGUUCAUUGGAGAAGGAGCAAAACUUGUUCGUGAUGCCUUUCAGCUAGCAAAAGAGAAGUCUCCCUGCAUCAUUUUUAUAGAUGAAAUUGAUGCCAUUGGCACAAAACGGUUUGAUAGUGAAGUGAGUGGUGAUAGGGAGGUGCAGCGGACAAUGUUAGAAUUGCUCGAUCAGCUCGAUGGCUUUAAUAGCGAUGACCGGAUUAAGGUGAUUGCAGCAACAAAUCGUGCUGACAUCUUGGAUCCGGCCCUUAUGCGAUCUGGUCGAUUAGAUCGUAAAAUUGAGUUUCCACAUCCCAGUGAAGAAGCAAGAGCUCAUAUCUUGCAGAUCCACUCGAGGAAGAUGAGCAUUCAUCGAGAUGUAAAUUUUGAAGAACUGGCUCGGUCUACUGAUGAUUUCAAUGGGGCACAGCUAAAAGCUGUUUCUGUGGAGGCAGGCAUGCUAGCCCUUCGCCGCGAUGCAACUGAGGUGAACCAUGAAGACUUCAAUGAAGGUAUCAUUCAGGUUCAGGCAAAAAAGAAAGCAAGCUUGAAUUACUAUGCAUAGACUGGAAAGUGGGAGGAUUUUGUUCAAGUUCAUCUUUCAUUACCCAUAUAUCACGCUCAUCACAUGUUCAGUUACGUGAGCACGUAACAAUUGGAACUAGGGUUAGCUAUUUUUGAGUUCACCCUGGAGGACAAGGGCUUUUAAUGGAAGAAGGAUUGUUACGGACCCACGUGGAUGUGAGAAGCUACAAACCUAAGGAAUGUAAAGAUAAGAAGGAAACAAGGUUGUAAAUGCGGAUGCGGUUUUUGGUAAUAAAUGUAUUUGUAUCUGCAUUAUGCGGUUAUCACUUUUAAUUAACCGCAUUCGCGUGUGAUUAUAAACCGCUAUCUGCA
Messenger RNA from Alnus glutinosa, 2029 nucleotides. Its product is annotated as 26S proteasome regulatory subunit 6A homolog. Lineage: Eukaryota; Viridiplantae; Streptophyta; Magnoliopsida; Fagales; Betulaceae. Gene Ontology annotation, molecular function: proteasome-activating activity; ATP binding; ATP hydrolysis activity. The coding region runs from base 627 to 1697 and encodes 356 amino acids. The record is from RefSeq and is a predicted model, not a curated record. Gene Ontology annotation, cellular component: proteasome regulatory particle, base subcomplex. Gene Ontology annotation, biological process: proteasome-mediated ubiquitin-dependent protein catabolic process. The transcript has 10 exons.